Molecule: messenger RNA, 15415 nt
Organism: Owenia fusiformis
Lineage: Eukaryota; Metazoa; Annelida; Polychaeta; Sabellida; Oweniidae
Source: the annotation of a GenBank genome assembly
GGUAUGUAGAAAAAUGUCAAAUGGUGGCAAAAAUGAAAAACUCUCUGGUUUCAACUGAUUUUAGAGCCUGGGAUUCAAGAGGUUAAAUAUUCAUAUUUUUUUUAGUCUAUUGCCAGCAUAGAAAUUCCUGGAAAGUAUAUUAAUUAACAAGCAUAAAUAGUCAACAAUUUCCCCUUUCUAAAUAGAUAACAGGGUGGUAUCAUGUUCAAUGGAUUUAUCUAGGCUAAUGUAAAUUAGUUCUUUUCCUAUUCAUAGAUGUCAGGCCAAUGCAAAUUUUCUAUUGAAUAAGAAGCCCUUUUAUAAAAAGUGCAUUGAAUCUAAAAUACUUCUUUAGCUUGUAUUUGUAUGAUUCUGUAAUGAAUAACGCUUAUCACGAUAUAAUAGAAGUAAUUUCCAAGAAAAUAUAGCCUUUUGCUCUCCUAAACUUGUUAUCUGAUGAACAAAACUGGACUAUAUUCUUCAAAACUUUAUGAACGAGAUCGCGGAAUGAUAUGCACCAAAAGUAGGUCAAACUAAAUUGAGUGCAGCGGCCAUAACAUAGAGUUCAACGUGAAGAAAUAUUAUGGCGAAUUAUAUGCAAAUUCUAACGGAUAACCUUAUAUUUCCAACAUAAAUAUAUAAUGGAUAUACGGAUUAUCUUACUGUCAUCACGUUUGGUGUAAGAUGUCUGAAUUGAGAAAUAUAUUCAAGAUGGCCGACAUCAGACUCUGUGCGUGGCUUAUCGCCAUAGCAACACUAAGUAUCAUCAAAGUUGACGGAAUCGCCUUGACUCCCAUGAAUGAGGAAACAUUUAAGUUCACAGAGGCCAUAUACAAUGCAACGAUUCCAGAAAAUUCUAUAGGAAAAACGUAUGUUGUACCAUCACAAAAGAUGGGAAUGUAUAUUACUGACCCUACCUUAGGCAUACGCUAUCGGAUAACACACGGAGAUAGCAGCGAGUUUUUCAAAACCGAAGUCGAAGUGGUCGGUGAUUUCAGUUUCCUAAAAAUCAGAACUAAGACCUCUAAUCAUGAAGUUCUGAACAGGGAAAGACAAGAGUUAUAUAGACUUAGGAUAAAAGCUAUUGCAAAAUACAAAAACAGUCCAACCUUGGAGGCACAAACGGAAGUUAUUAUCCACAUUACUGACACAAAUGAUAUGUCCCCAUUGUUUUAUCCUAUAUCAUACAGUGCCAGAGUCCACGAGGACCAUCCCCUCCAUAGGAGCAUCAUACAGGUCAGUGCUUCUGAUGCUGAUGUUGGUGUCAAUGGGGAGGUGUAUUAUAGCUUUCUACAGAAAACAGAUACCUUUGCAAUUCACCCCAUGUCGGGCAUUGUCUCUCUGACAAGACAGUUGGUAUACACAAAAAAUGAUUUCUAUGAACUUGAUGUCCUGGCAGAGGACCGAGGAGCCAAGUUGGGAUCAUCAAGCAGUCAAAGCACAGCAAAGGUACGCAUCUCUGUUGUACAGGUGAACUUCCAUGCACCUGAUAUUCAAGUUUCUAGUUUCCCAAGUGUCAUUGAACACAGCGCACCAGGAAAACUCUACGCUGUCCUGCUAGUCACUGAUAAAGACAAUGGGGUGAAUGGGGAGAUAGGACAGGUCAGUAUCAUUGAUGGUAAUAAUGGGGGAGAUUUCACUAUCGUUGAGGCCCCUGAGGCAAACAGUUAUCACAUUAAGGUGUCCCAAUCAAUAGAUCGAGAGCUUACCCCAAUGGGUUAUAAUCUCACAGUUCAAGCCACAGAUAAAGGUAAACCACCAAAAUCAACUACUAAAAUGAUACAUGUAAGUGUCCAGGACAAAAAUGAUCAUCCUCCAAAAUUACAGAAAAUGUAUGAGUUAGACAUUGAUGAAAUAGUCCCUGUUCAAACCCCAUUGAUUUUCCUGAAUGCAAGUGAUACGGAUCUUGGGAAGAAUGCUGAGGUGAGAUACAAAAUUGUUGGUGGUAAUGAUAAUGGAUGGUUCAAUAUUGGUCACAAAACUGGAUUAAUAACAGUUGCAAAUCCAUUAGAUGCUGAAACCUCGAAUGUGGUGGAACUAGUUGUUGAAGUUGCUGAUCAGGGUAUUACAAGGUCACGAAAAGUCACCAGAACUACUUUGCGUAUUAAUAUCCAAGAUUACAAUGAUAACUCACCCGUGUUCAAUAUGACUGGCAGUAAGGUUUAUGUCAUGGAAAAUCAACCAAUUGGAACUGUUGUUACUACUGUAAAUGCAUAUGACGUUGACAGUGGUGAAAAUGGCUACAUAAGCUACAGCAUUGCGAAUAUGAAUCCAGUCCCAUUUGAAAUUGAUCAUUUUUCCGGUGACAUCAAAACCACGGAAGUUCUCGAUUUUGAAUCUAUGCGACGAGAGUACAAAUUGAAGAUAAGAGCCUCAGAUUGGGGAAGUCCAUUUCGACGAGAAUCUGAAACCAUUUUGAAAAUUCAACUUAAGGAUGUUAACGAUAAUCGGCCUCGCUUUCAGCAGCAUGGUUGCCGAGGGUACCUCUCACGUGAAGCUCUCUUGGGCACAGAGUUAAUUACAAUAUCUGCGAUUGACUUUGACAUUGGUAACCUUAUAAGUUAUAGAAUCUUGUCUGGGAAUGAUGACAACUGCUUUACAUUAGAUGAAUCAACUGGAGUCGUCAAAAUGAAAUGUAAUUUAAUGUCCGGGAAAGGGGUUGAUACUACUGCCUCAACCAGGAGUAUUAAGCUAACAGCAAGUGAUGGUGUUAACGAUGCAGAGCCACUGUUCAUCAACAUCACCCUAGUGAACAACAAUAGGAAUAAAAUGCUGUCAAACAAUGAUGCCAGUAUUACGUGUAAGGCUACAAAUGUCUUAGAACAGAUGCAGGAACUUCUUCAGAAAGCUGCGGCAAAUAACGCAGACUCCAACCAAGAUGUAGUUUCCCAUAUUCCUAAUGAAUACCUUGAGAAUUUAAACCCUCCUGAGUUUGAGAUCUCGAAUCCUGUUGAGGUACAAAUCAGUGAGAGCUUACUACCUGGUACGGUUGUUGCCACAAUCUCUGCCACUGAUCCUGACCCAGGGUACAAUGGCAAACUGGUGUACGUCAUAACCGAUGGAAACAAAGGUGCAGGGUUUAGAAUGGACACGUAUACUGGUGAAUUGGUCAUCUUGUCUGGGCUCGAUCGUGAGACAAAGGAUAGUUAUAAACUAGAGAUUAAAGUGUAUGAUCUUGGAGUCCCCAGUAAAUCUGCCACCACUUCACUUACAAUCAACAUUGAUGACGCAAACGAUAACGCCCCUGUAUUUGAGAACCAGGAGUACCAGAAGACUCUCUCAGAGAAUGUUGCUAUAGGAAUGUCAAUUGUUAAAGUAUUCGCUACGGAUGCAGACCAAGGAAAAAAUGCAGGUAUCAUCUAUGACAUCAUCACAGAUACUGAUGAUUUCUCUAUCGGCUCCAAAACUGGGGUCAUAAAGGUCAGUCAGAAGCUAGACCGUGAAUUACAAGAAGAAUACAAGCUGGAGGUUAUAGCUAAAGAUCUAGGAGAUCAACCACUGACAUCAACAGUCGUGGUGUCCAUUAAACUAGAGGACAUCAAUGACAAUGCUCCCGAGUUCAAGCCAUCCUCCUAUCAUGUACGCAUAAGAGAAGAUCUGCCAGUAGGGAGCAUAGUAUUAACUGUCAGCGCCCAUGAUAGUGACCUGGAGGCAGGUGGUCUGGUGCGAUACAGUCUACAAGAUGGCAUGGAUAACAAAUUCACUGUAGAUAAGUUCACAGGGACAGUGAGAAUCGCGAAUAGAUUGGAUUAUGAAUCGAAGCAAGUGUACAACAUAACAGCCAGAGCUAGAGACAGGGGAAACCCUCCUCUGUCUUCCAAAUGCCACGUCAUCAUCGAAAUCAUCGAUGUCAAUGAGAAUCUCUAUGUACCAAGAUUUAAUAACUUCGUAAUCAGUGGUACUAUUCGGGAAGAUGCAAGUGUAGGGACUAGUAUAAUGAGAGUUUCUGCAACGGAUUAUGAUGAUCGAAACUCUAAUGCGUCAGCGGAUGAUUACAAGAUCACAUACUCGAUACAAGAUGGUACAGGGCUUGGAAGAUUCAGCAUUGACCCAGACGAAGGUAUAAUCCGCACUAGUGAUAUCCUAGAUCGUGAAAGUGCAGCCCGCUAUUGGUUGACAGUUUAUGCCACGGACAGGGGCACAGUCCCCUUGUAUUCCUCCAUUGAAGUGCUGAUCGAGGUCCAAGAUAUCAACGAUAAUGUCCCACAGACCUUUAAGCCCAUCUACUUCUCCAGUAUUCCUGAGAACAGUGUCCCAGAUUUGUCAGUGGUACGGGUGACUGCCUUGGAUAUAGAUCAUGGAUCAAGUAAUAAGCUGACGUAUGAAAUCACAAGUGGCAACCCUCAGACUUUCUUCAAGAUCAACGAGUUCAAUGGUUUGAUAACCACUACCAAGAGAAAGCUAGACAGAGAGAACCAAAAAGAACACAUUCUAGAGAUCACCGUAUCAGACAAUGGCACGCCAUCUAUGUCCUCCUCUGCCCGCGUGGUCAUCACCAUUAACGACACCAAUGACAACAGUCCUAUUUUCCUCGACAAAACCCUGCGUAUCAACGUACUGGCGAUGCCAAAGCCAGAAGAGGAGGUUGAGCUCUACCGCGUUGUGGCCAAAGACAAAGAUGUUGGCCCUAAUGCCGAUAUUGAUUAUAGCAUCAAGAAGAGUAAAGGGAACAACAGAUUUAAGAUUCACCCAAAGACAGGGGUCAUCACAACUUCAAGGGAGCUGGAGGCCAACAAUGAGUAUGAGAUAGCGAUCAAAGCCACUGACAAUGGUCGCCCACAGAAACGAUCUAGCUCUAGAGUGAUAAUGACGGUUGUCGCACGUCCUGAAGAAUCUCCCAUGCUGCCUCAGUUUGUUAACCCCAACCAGCGCAACAAGAUGAUGGAGAAUGAUGACAUCGGAGCGAUGGUAUGCAUUAUGAGUGCAAAGGAUGAGGACAGUGAUAAACUCUGGUAUAGCAUUACAGGGGGCAAUGAUGAGUUUGCAUUCACUAUUGACAUUGAGACUGGAAACAUCAGACUUGCCAGGGCACUAGACUGGGAGCGAACCCCUGAGUACAACCUGACAAUUAGUGUUACUGACGGUGUGAAUACUGUCUAUACUUGGCUGUAUGUUGAGGUACUUGAUAUCAAUGAUAACAGACCAACAUUCAAGCAACAAGUCUACAGUGUAGAGAUUUCUGAGAAUACCACCCCAGGAACCAGUGUCAUACAAGUGACGGCAGAUGAUGCUGAUAAAGAUAAACGUCUCUUCUAUACAUUCCAUUCAGCCAUGCAUGGUGAUAGUAUGCGCAAGUUUAAGAUUGAUCAGCAUACUGGUGUUAUCACAACAACUGCCAAGCUUGACCGUGAGGCAAUCGCAAGACAUGACAUCACAAUCAUGGUUCGCGACCAGGGAACUCUCGCUAAACGUAGCCUCUCUCGGGUCCAAAUCACCAUAACUGAUCACAACGAUCACGCACCAAAAUUCAUGUCGGAGAUCUUUGAAGGACGUGUUUUUGAGACAGCCGCCAUUGGAAGUAGAGUUGUUCAACUUCUUGCCAUUGAUAAGGACAAGGGAAAAAAUGCAGAAAUCAAAUAUUCCCUUCUCUCAGGUAAUGUAGCAGGGGCAUUCGAUAUUGAUGAGAAAUUGGGUGUUGUCAUGGUAGCACGUCAGCUUGACCGUGAUAGCCAAUCAGAAUACAACCUAGUUGCCAUGGCAACAGAUGGUGGUUCACCUCCAUUGAGCAGCACUGUGUCAAUCAAGGUGUACGUAACAAUCUCCAACAAUGCACCUCCCAAAUUCGAAAAGGAUGAAUACACGACGGAGCUUGCGGAGAAUCAGGAUAUUGGGACGUACGUCACAGUGGUUCAGGCAGUUAGCAGGUCAUCUGUCAUGUAUACUAUUGUGAAUGGCAAUGCCCUUGGCUAUUACAUGAUCAACCCUAGUGCUGGUGUCAUCACAACUAAGAAGGAAUUGGAUUAUGAGCAACAUCGCUUUUACAACCUCACCAUCCAGGCCACUAAUAUGGUUGGACUAAAGGUCAACACCACUGUGCUUAUACACAUCAUAGACGAGAAUGACAAUGCCCCGAUAUUCUAUCAGCAGGAGUACGUAGGCAUCAUCAGCGAAUCCAGCCAAUCAGGAAGCGUUGUCUUGGAUGAUACUAAAGCCCCAUUGGUCAUAAAGGCCAAUGAUCGUGAUGAUAAUCAGAAUAAGCUGCUGGAUUACUCCAUCCAGGAACCAGCUGCACGACACGUGUUCUCAAUUGAUUCAACAACUGGCGCCAUCCGCACGCUGACUAAGCUUGAUCACGAAACAGUACCUGAGUAUUCAUUCACAGUCCAGGUCGUAGAUUUAGGGAAGCCAAGUUUGACAUCAGAAGUGCCAGCUAAAGUUACCAUCCAUAUUGAUGACGUGAAUGACUCUCCACCAAAGUUCAAGCAAGAUAUCUACGAGGCUACGGUGUACCUUCCAACUUUUACUGACAUAUCUGUCCUCCACAUUGAGGCCAGCGACCCUGACACUGAUAUCAACUCUCAGCUAAUCUACAGCAUCAAAUCUGGCAACAUCAACAACACAUUUAAAAUCGAUCCAGAAUCUGGUUAUAUCACUGUUCGCCAUGUUGUGAAUAUCGCAGAGAGUUACCGCCUGACUGUACAAGUCACUGACGGUGUUUAUGACGCGUCAUGUGAUGCUCGUAUAACUGUCAGACACACCGAUGAUUCAGGAUUAGGAUUCAAGGAGGACGUAUAUGAAGUUGAGAUUAUGGAAAAUAAGACGGAUGUUAUGACGGUGGUUAUGGUUCAACCAGUGGGACACACCCUCAAUGAGCAUCUCAAAUUUAGAAUCCUCAAUCCUGAUCCAAUGUUCCAGAUUGGAGAGACAUCUGGUGUUGUACGGACAACUGGCGAGGCAUUUGAUAGGGAACUGAAGGACCGCUACACAAUUAUUGUAGAGGUGAGAGAUGAGAGGGAUCCUCCACGUAUCGCACAUGUUGAGAUCAGAGUCACUGUAGCUGAUAUGAAUGACAACAUUCCUAUAUUUGUCAACCAGCCCUAUUAUGCUGUUGUCUCCAUAGAUGCACAGAUGGGAGAUGUGGUCAAGCGAGUAUCUGCAAUAGACCGAGACAUUGGCCCAAACAGUGAACUAGUCUAUUCUAUAACUGAUGGAGCCCAGGGCAAGUUCAACAUUGACCCAGUGUCUGGGGAGAUAGCUGUGAUGACAUCAUUGGAGUCUGAUGAUCAGAACAAGGAAUAUGCCCUCCAAGUCCAGGCACAAGAUAAAGGUACCCCUCCCCUCCAUGUAAGAGUUAUCGUACCUGUGAAGAUCAUGAACAAAGCUACUCCUGUGUUUGAGGCUCCCUUCUACAGUGUAGACAUCCCUGAAAACAUAAAGCUCCACUCUGCCAUCAUCAACAUUGAGGCUACAAGUCCUAACGGCCGCAAGCUCAUCUACUCUAUCACAGACGGGGACAUUUAUGACGAGUUUGCUGUAGAUUUUAGCAUGGACAUGAACGUGCUCGAUGGAUGUGUGCUGACUGUAAUUGAAGAGUUGGAUUACGAGAGUAGACACAGCUAUGAACUCAUCAUGAGAGCUACAGACACAUUAACUGGCUCUUACUCUGAAGUUACUGUCCACAUCAACUUACUGGACAUCAAUGACAAGACCCCUUCAUUCUCAAGUGUAUCAUACACAGCUACAGUGUCCGAGGCCACUACAAUAGGGACAUCUAUACUCACUCUCUCUGCAUCAGAUGAUGACUCAGGAUUGAAUAAAAAAGUCUACUAUGACUUCAUGCCCAUAGAGGAAGAUAGAUAUGAUUUGGAUUUCUUCUCUGUUGAUCGUAAUACUGGAGUUAUCUCAACCUCCCAGCUGCUUGACCAUGAAAAGCACCAAAAGCUUCAGUUUAUCGCAGUUGUAACUGACAUGGGUUCCCCGGCUCUCAGCUCAACUGCCCCCAUCACCGUCAUUGUCACUGAUCUCAACGAUAACUCCCCCAAAUUUGACCAACCAUCAUACGAGGUGACGAUCACAGAUCAGGUGAAACGUGGCCAGUUUAUUACAGUGGUGUCCGCAUCUGAUGAAGAUAGUUCCAACCAGGGAGAGCUUACAUACUCCAUCGUGGCGGGGAAUAUGAAACAGACAUUUGCGAUUGAAUCAGAAACUGGGUUGAUAAGGCUAUCUACCCUUCGUACUCCCGAUCUCAUGGAAUCCCUAUAUACACUGAAUGUUUCUGUCACUGACAGCGUAUUCACGAACUUUGCACGUGUCACAAUCAAUGUUAAGCCAUCAAAUAAACACGUCCCACAAUUCCGACAGUCUGUUUACAAGGUGGCGCCAAAGGAGGAUAUCCCAAUUGGCAAACUGAUUACCAAGGUUACGGCUGAUGAUGGUGACAAUGGGAAAUAUGGAGAGGUGACUUAUGCUAUUAAAAGUGACGAUGCUGAGGACAUGUUUAGAAUUGAUGCCCUAACAGGUGAGAUCUUUAGUUUGGAAGCACUGGACCAUGAGACACGUGGGAUGUACAGCAUCCCGAUAGCUGCUACGGACUUUGGAGGGCAGGUUGGCUUUACCAUUGUGCAGGUAGAGAUCCAGGAUGUUGAUGAUAACAGACCAGUGUUCCUUGCUAAAGAAUACAAGACUAAUGUUUAUUCAGAUGUAGAUCUAGGAUAUAGUGUUCUACAGGUUGAGGGUCGUGACAAGGAUGUGGGAGACAAUGGACAUCUUAUCUACUCCUUCCUGACUGUGGAGGAAUCUCCUUACUUCAGUAUAGACAAUAGGAGUGGUAUCAUCUCAGUAGCAAGGUCUCUCAACCAAUCAGUUGGUGAGCAGUUCCAGCUGUUCGUACGUGUGGCAGAUAAAUCUGACCCUGAACUUGACAACCGUGUCCCCGUGGAGAUCUUGGUUCUAGGGGAGGAGGACUACCCUCCAGUUUUCAAACACCAGGAGUACUCCUACUUUAUACAGGAGAAUGAUGAAAUAGGUUCUGUGAUUGCAACUAUCGAGGCUGAGAGCAAUGAUACAUUGACUUAUAGCAUCAUACCAGGUAGCACCAAAGAUACCAACUACCCACAGCGAUUUAGUAUUGAUGACAAAGGAGAGAUCAAGAUCCUCGCUGGGUUAGAUUAUGAGGAAUGUAGCCUGUAUAAGUUAAGGAUUCAAGCCCAGAGUGGAACAAACCCUGCCGUUGUGGCACAUGCUGUUGCCAGGGUUCACCUUAUGGAUGUCAAUGAUAGCCCCCCAAUGUUUGAGUCAGUUACAUAUGAUGUCAACAUGGCGGAGAAUACCAAGGUCGGGUCAAAGGUCAUCCAGGUCAUCGCACAUGAUAAAGACUCCGGAUCUAAUGCUGAAAUUAGCUACAGCUUUAGCCCUGAUAUCGGCAAUCUUGCAAACAUCUUCAGCAUCGACAGUGAAACUGGUUGGAUUAGUACCCUCGUUGAAUUAGAUCGUGAAAAGGUCCAGUCUUAUGAGCUCACAAUUGUUGCUAUAGAUCACGGGGCAGAACGCCUCUCCGGAACUACUUUAGUGUACAUUGAUAUCACCGAUGUCAACGAUGAGCCACCCAUAUUCAGUAAAGAUCUCUAUCAAGGCACCAUCAAUGAGGACGCUCUCCCAGGAACAAUCAUUCUAGAGGUUUCCACAACUGACCUUGACCUUGAACCAAAUGCCAAGGUGAAUUACUACAUAUCUGGGGGUGACCCACUAGGGCAGUUUGCUGUAGGAAAGAGUGGUGAGAUAUACGUCAACAAAGCCCUUGAUCGGGAAGCUACCUCCAAAUAUGAACUAACAACAACAGCAACAGAUGGCGCUUUUGUAUCUGACGUCAUGGUUGUUGUGGAAGUACUUGACGCAAAUGAUAAUGCCCCAGUAUGCACUCUGGCUCAAGUCUAUCAAAACCAGCCUAUGGAGCAGAUAAUCAUACCAGAAAAUCUACCACUGAAUUCGUUCAUUGCUCGGAUUACUGCUUCUGAUGCUGACGAAUCAGACACCAUCAAUACCCGCAUCUAUUAUGACAUCACUGGGGAAGGUUCAGAAAAACUCAACAUGCAUAAAGAAAGUGGAAUCAUCACGAUCGCUGAUACGUUAGAUCGUGAAACAAUCCCAGAAUUCCAUCUGCUUGUGACGGCUAUUGACGGAGGUGGCCUAUCAUGUGAAACUGAAUUAUUCAUUACAUUGAGCGACGUAAACGAUAAUCCCCCGAUAUUCUCUAUGCCUGAGUAUUCUGUUGACAUCUUUGAAAAUGCAGAAGUUAACACAUUAUUGACGAGAGUAAGCGCAACAGACCAAGAUCUCGGUAUUAACAGGAAGGUCAGAUUCUCGUUAGAAAAACAGGAUUACUUUGAGAUAGACUCACAGAGUGGCAUCAUCCGAUUGGUCAAGCCUCUUGAUCGCGAGACCCAGGCAGAGUACAACCUCACCCUCAAGGCAUUUGAUCAGGGUACUCCCCAGAUGUAUUCCACUGCCCAAUUGGUGGUCAUCCUACUGGACAUCAACGACAACCCACCACAAUUUGAGCGUAACGUCUACGAAGUUGAGGUGUCUGAGAAUAAGAGAAUUGGCACAAGUUUCUCCCGUGUGUAUGCAACAAGCAAGGAUACUGGUGUGAAUGCAGAGAUCACAUAUUUGGUCGUGGCGGGGAAUGAACUCGGCAACUUCAGAGUAGAUUCUAAAACAGGCGAUCUAUCUGUUGUCCAACCCUUGGACUAUGAGGAUUUUAGGCAGUACCAUCUGAGUGUCAAGGCUGUUGAUGGGGGAACACCUCCUUUGAGCAACACCGCAAAUGUGAAAAUUAACGUCACUGACUAUAAUGACGAGAAGCCCAUAUUUGGACAGGAUGUUUACAGUGUCACCUUGAGAGAGGAUGUUGAACUAGAAUCCCAAGUCCUACAGGUCCAGGCUGCAGAUGCCGACAGUGCCCCCAAUGCCAAGAUCACUUAUGAAAUAGUGGCUGGUGACGCUGGCAAUCAGUUUACCAUAGACCCUGAGGAUGGCAAGCUCACUAUAGCUUCACCCCUGGAUAGGGAAACGAUUGACUCCUACAGACUUGAGGUGAUGGCCUCAGAUAGCGGAACUCCCACCCAAUCAAGUUCAUGCAUCAUAGAGGUCAAGGUCACAGAUGCCAAUGAUUGUCCCCCAGAAUUCACAUCCGCAAACUAUUCUGCAGUAGUCCAGGAGGACAAGAGCAUCGACUUCAGUAUCAUCAAGAUAGAAGUGACUGAUUGCGAUCUCGACCCUAAUGCUGGACCCUUCAGCUAUGACAUUAUUGGUGGAAAUAAGCACAACAAGUUCAAGGUCAACAAUAAUGGUGUUUUGAGCACCGCGGGAAAAUUCAACCGUAAAAUCCAGGAUAUGUACGUGCUCACUGUUAGAGUGUUUGACAAUGGUGCAAAACCUAUGUAUGCUAAUACGUAUGUAGAGAUAAGCAUUAUUGAGGAAAGCGCUUUCCCUCCUGUUGUGACGCCACUUGCGAUGUCUAUUAGUUCCUAUAUGGAUGAGUUCCCUGGUGGCACCAUCGGACGUGUAAAAGCAACUGAUCCCGACAUGUACGAUAUUCUAACCUACGACAUUGUGUCUCAGAACAAACACCUUUUUGACAUUGAGUUUACGACUGGUAUAAUAACUGCCUAUCCUGACCUUGAUGCUGGUGAGUACACACUCAAUGUGAGUGUCUCUGAUCGUAAGUUCACAGUAUACUCAACUGUUAAACUCACUGUGGAUAUGGUCUCUGAGGAAAUGGUCUCCAAUGCAGUCAUCCUGAGAUUUGAAAACCUUCUUCCCGAGGAAUUUGUGACAUCUUAUAGAUCGACCAUUUUACGUGCGAUCAGAUCGCAGCUGAAGAACAAGAUCAAGGACAUCUAUAUCUUGAGCAUACAACCAGCCCCAGCAGGUAGCGCACGUAGAAAACGCAGUGAAUCUGAUCUUGAUAUCCUAUUGGCUGCCAAAAGAUCAAAUGGCCUGUAUUUCAAGAGGAAUGCACUUCGUCGAAAACUAAUACAAUCUAAGCCUGAACUUGAGCGUGCGAUGCAUUUGAAGAUCAAGAAAAUUGUGAAUGAUGUAUGUCCUAAGGAUUUCUGUGACAAUGGCGACUGUAAGAGUGUUGUUGAGUUCCAUAAUGACCAAGACCCUUACGUCAUCUAUUCUGACACAGAAAGUUACGUCUCGAUUAGACAUAGUCUCAAACCAAACUGCGAAUGUAAUGAUGGUUACGGAGGCGAGCGAUGCUCUGACAAAGUUGAUGAGUGUUCCCGCAAUCCAUGUCCCAACUACAAGAUCUGUCAACCAAUCAGAGGCCGAGGAUUUGAGUGCAUAUGUCCCGAGGGAAAGAAAGGACCAAUGUGUGAUCGUGACAAGGGUGACAUAGAGAAUUGUGUUACUAUAGAGUGUCGACGUGGAGCGAAGAAACCAUUGACUUUCAAAGGUCAAAGUUAUGCUAGAUGGCGCUUAAUUGAACCUAUAGAUCGCCGACUUAGCCUCUCAUUGGAUAUGCGCACCGUAGAUCACCAGGCAACAGUUAUGCACGCAAGUGGCAGAUUUGACUACAGUAUCUUAGAGGUCACUGAUGGCUAUAUCCAGUAUAGGUUUGAAUGUGGCAGUGGUGAGGGACUUGUACGCGUCUCUGAGAUGUACAUCAACGAUGGCCAAUGGCACUCAAUCUCCGUAGAGCGACAUGGAAACAACGCAGAAAUUCUCGUUGAUGGAAAAUUCCAGGCAGAAGGCUCCGCACCUGGCAAUAACGACGUCUUGAACUUGCACAGCCAUGAUGUAUACUUCGGUGCCGAGGUUGAGAAUCUUGCUCACGGGUACACAGAUGUUCGUAAGGGCUACCACGGGUGUCUCCGAGAAAUUAAGAUUAAUAAUGUGAAGUUGCCAUAUGUAGGAAGUAGCGAAGUGGGAGCAUUGCAGAAGUUUGAAGAGGUGGAGUUUCACUGUAAAGAUAACUAUGAUCCAGGUAGUGUUGAAGGUGUAUGCGGAAAGCGACCAUGUUUGAAUGGAGGAAGUUGCCAGGUCUUGAGUGGAACGUCAUACCAAUGUCACUGUAGGGGGCGUUUCCAUGGUGCUCGCUGCGAGAUUGAUACAAACCCAUGUGCCUCAAGCCCGUGCAUGAACAAUGGAGUUUGCAUGAACAAAGUGAAUGACUUUGAAUGUAAAUGCAAAGGCAGGUUUGAAGGCAAGAGAUGUGACUAUGGCUUUUAUUGCAAACCCAACCCAUGUAAGAAUGGUGGCAUGUGUGAAGAAGGUCCAACCAAACACAUCUGCAACUGCAAGGGAUUCCAAGGUGACUUCUGUGAACAUGACAUCAAUGAGUGUCUGGAGUCUCCAUGUCAGAAUGACGCCACAUGUCACAACACACAUGGCUCAUUCAAGUGCAACUGCACUAAGAGCACUAAGGGAGAUCUCUGCGAGACAUACAUAGACUUUGCCUCUAUCACCUCAACUCAGUUCGGAAUUAACCCUGAAGAAAUCUAUGGGAUUGUGGGUGUCGGAGUAGGACUCCUCCUGAUUGUUAUCAUCAUUGUACUGGUGGUUAGAUGGCGCCGGCGUAAGCAUCGCAAUAAUGGGGACGUAGCCCACAAUUCACCUGGAGGGGUGAUACUAAAUAGCACAAAGGAUGAGGCUAAGAGACAACAGAAACAGAAUAACAUAGAUAUGGGAAUGUACCAACAGGUUCCACCCAGUCCCCGCCCACCCCCUGUCCCCAACCGCCCUGUCUCCUACACCCCAAGCAUUCACGGUGACUCCAUGAACACAUUGAACAACUUCGAUCUGGCGAGAAAUUAUGGAUCAGCAGCCGAUGAUCUUGAAACAUUACCCACAGUGCCGAUUUAUAUCCCAGAAUUCCUCCAGAAUCUGAAUGUUCAGAAGCAGAUCGCGAGCAUGGCUGCUCCUGGGUCGCAAGAUGGUUCCGAACAUGGCUCUCUCAAUAAACCCAACUGGGAAUAUGAUUAUUCUGCCAACUUACAGACCUUCCAGCCUGAAGAUGGUAUGAAGAAGGUGAACAACCUAGAGAAGGACAUCCCAGUUGACACAGACACUGAACAGAUGCAGAUGCUCGCUGCCUCAAAUGAUGACAUCCACACUGCCUGCUCCCUCAGUAGCCUCCCUGUCUCAGAGUCUGAAGAUGACCAAAUGGGUUACCACUGGGACACUUCAGAUUGGGCUCCUAAUGCUGCUCUCCCCAACAUCACAGAGGUCCCCACUCACGAGAUCCUCGACUCCCCCAGUGCCAGCGUCCACAGCCAGCAUAGCAAUGAGUCCAACACACACAUAGGCAAUGAAGACGUAGAACCUACUGAGCGUGAUCGCCUCAUGUCUAACCUCACCGAUGAAUACCCCGAUUCUGAAUUUAUCGAUUCCGAGUAUGUGGGUGAUUCUGAGUAUGCUGAUAAUGAGGAUAUGGAGGGUGAGGGAGAGAUGGAGUACCCAGAUGUGCCAAACUUCCAAGAGAUCUUAGCCAUGCAGGCUGAGUUGAAUUACUACGACGAUGAGGACCUCCCACAGGAUUAUAAUCGCCAUAGGAACCAUUAUUUGCCAAAUCACGAUCUAGACAAUUCACAAAAUGGGAAUGGAAGUGUAAACGGGGAAGCAGGCGCUGCAGCGAACAAUGUGCCAAAGAACGGUGAGAUCGCACAAAUUGAGGACGAUGAUGACUCCAACGUCAUCCAAUAUGGCUUCCCCCAGGCAGGGAAACCACAUAGGUUCCCUCAAGAUGACACAGAUUAUGAUCAUUCCGCAAUAUCAGGACUCGAAGACAAUAUGAGCGUCUCUAUAGGAGGCUAUGAUAGUGAAUCGCAGAUAUCAGCCUCUGAGAUAUCGAACCUCUGCGAGAUUGAAGACAGUGAAAUGAAUCUGUCAGACUAUGAAAGCGGUGAUGACACUCUAAGGUCAAGGAUAAAUGGUCACUUGCAUACUCAAGUGUGAUGUCAUAUGUAACAAUGGUGUUGUAUGUGUUGCAGUGAUGUCAGAUGUAACAUUGAUGUCAGAUGUAACUAUGAUAUGGUGUCAUACAUUUAGUGAUUUUUUAUGAAUACUAAUAUGUGAUCAGCUUAUAUCGCCAUCAGAAUUUCUUCCAUUGAAAUGUGCCUUUAAAAGUUGAAAAUGACAACUCUAUGUCACAUAGGACCAAAAAUCAGUAAAGAACAAAUUGCGAAUACCUCAACUCUAUAUUUUAAAUAAUAUGUUACCGCUGCAUAUAUUCAAAACUUUGCACAUAAUGUGAGUAACUUGCAUAUUUAGGAUCAAAACAUGCUAAAUGUGCACUGAAAUAUGUUUACUUGAAUGAGAUAUCACAAUGUUUACAUGAAUCAAAUAUCACAAUGUUUACUUCAAUGAGAUAUCACAAUGUUUACUUGAAUGAGGUAUCACAAUGUGUACUUCAAUGAGGUAUCACAAUGUGUACUUCAAUGAGGUAUCACAGUGUUUAUUUCAAUGAGGUAUCACAAUGUUUACUUGAAAC